CCCGAGUAUAAAGUGGCAGAUCCCAUCUGUACGUUCCUGUUCUCCAUCUUCGUCCUCUUCACCACCAUCACCAUCCUCAGGGACGUCUUCAGGAUACUCUUGGAAGGCGCUCCUAAAGGCAUCGAGUUUAACUCCGUGAAGGAGGUGCUGCUGUCGGUGAACAAGGUGAAGUCGAUGCACUCUCUGCAUCUCUGGGCUCUGACUCUGGGUCAGGCUCUGGUCUCUGUUCACCUGGCCAUAGAGGAAGGUGCUGACGCCCAGUCGGUGCUGCAGGAAGCCACCGAGCUGCUGAACACUAAGUUUGGUUUCCACAGCAUCACAAUCCAGGUGGAGCUCCACUCAGAGGAGAUGAACCACUGCUGCCACUGCCAGGACCCCCAAGACUGA
Molecule: messenger RNA, 387 nt
Organism: Notothenia coriiceps (black rockcod)
Lineage: Eukaryota; Metazoa; Chordata; Actinopteri; Perciformes; Nototheniidae
Gene: slc30a2
Product: solute carrier family 30 member 2
Exons: 3
Biological process (GO): zinc ion transmembrane transport; response to zinc ion
Cellular component (GO): plasma membrane
Molecular function (GO): zinc ion transmembrane transporter activity
Source: RefSeq, a predicted model, not a curated record